GUGACCAAUGGCAGCCGCCGUUAGUGUUAUUGACAGUGGAAGCCUACACGCCUCUCCCUGCGGUGCGGGUUUCCUGGUACCUUCCACCCUCCGCCUCCUGACGAUAGGACCGAAGCCGGGAAAGCUUUCUUGUUUCAGCCUCAACCUUUUAAUUCUGACACGUUUUCUCUCACCGAAACGAAAUGGCCUCAGGAGUGUCAGUUGCUGCUGAAGUGGUUACAGCGCUGCAAGAUUUGAAAAUUCGCCACAAAUACAAGUAUGUCAUCUACCACAUAGCAGGAGGGGAGGUGCGAAACCAGGCACUAGAUAGUAUGUCAUCAGACGACAAGAACAAUGAGUACAACACGGAAUAUCAAAAGCAGCGUCAUCAGGGCUUUGUGGACGAGCUGAAGGGAGGGGAGGAUGCUAACACGUGUCGCUAUGCUGUCUACGAUUUUUCUAUUUUGGAUCAAAAAGAAGGAGACACAGCAGCGAGGAAGACCAAUAAGAUCCUCUUUAUUGUCUGGUGCCCAGACACGGCAUCAGUCAAGGAUAAGAUGUUGUACGCUAGCAGCAAAGACGCAGUCAAGAAAGCAUUGGGGUCCGGAAUAACAGAGGUUCAAGCCACUGACCUCUCAGAGCUGUCCUUCGAUUAUUUCUGGGAGAAGGCCCAGUCCAAAUAGACGCUAGGCUUCCAUAGUACAAUCUGGCCUAUUCCGUAGGGGUGGGCAUGUUUUUAAUGGUGAGAAAAUUAACUCAACACUGGAGCUGUCACUACAACAAGUAGCAUGGGGACAUACAGGACACACCAUUCAGUAACAGAAAACGAAAUGCUAGGUAAAAUUUCCAACUUUGUUUACGCCAUGUUGUGUACAUGAGUAAUGUAAGAACAGCUUGUUUUUUCUAUGUUUGAUACCAACGUGAAAAUAAGUAGGGGCAUACCUUGCAAAAAGUACUGUUAGCCUUUCUUGUCUCUGGCCGAAAGGCUGUGUAGUGUAGAGACUUAAACAAGGCCGGAUAUACAGAAUUCUUCUACAAUGAUCACUUAAGUAAUGUGUGUCUUAGUCAUGUUAUUUAUGUUUGAGUAUCUUAAUGUCUAUGACAGUGUCAAUGAGGCUGCUGACUUUAUGUGUUCAUGUUUUUAACUGACCAUAUUUAAGGUCUCUGAAAAAAAAACUUGAAGUUAAGAAAGAGAGAGCUGAAUUUUUGUUGUAAAAAACAAACGGUUCAAAGUGACUUUCAAACUUACAUACAUGUUUCACUUUGUUUUAAUCACAUGUAGUGCCAUAUUGUGUGUUUUAAAGAAAUUUUGCCGAUGAAUUCUAUUAGGGUUCAGUCCUAGGGUGGAUUUGCUGUAACAGCGUUACAUAUACGAGGAACUUACCAGCAGUUAGAACUACAAUGUCACCAUGAGUAUUGAAAAAGAAUUCAAAAAUGCAUCUGACAAGAUUCGCCAUUUGCCUUUCACAAGCUGCAAAGCCUAUGGUGCUGAUAGUCUGAGAAAGAAAAGAUUGCUAAGCUCACAGAUUCGAAAUUUAUUUACCAGGGAGGUACGCGAUCACAUGUAUUCAGCCUUACAUGGUUAAGUAAGUUGUCCUUUAUUCCCUAGCAACAUAGUGUUGUUGGUUAUUUAUUUAUUAUGUUUAAUUUAACGGCAGGUAGUAGGAAUAAUGUGACUUAUCUAACUGACACAGAAUUAGAAGAACUUGGCUUGAGCCACGAGCCAUAUUCAGUUGCAUGUUUUAUUUGUUGCAAAUGCAAUGCAUGUUUGUUGCAUAUGUAGGGUUUUCAGGGGUAUGGAAGUAGCAUUUGGAAAGGCAUGGGACCAUGCUUCACUAAGAUGUCCUUUAAAAAUUUGGUAGCAUUGGAAAUAACGUCUCACUGAUGUGCUGCUUCAAAUUCCCUGCCAGAUUUUGAUAUUACGUAGACAUUACAAAUUCCAUGGAUGUUGCUGUGGUAGUGAUACGGUCUGUCAAGAAGCCUGGACACUUGCAUAGAGAUGGGAGGAGAUUUGAAGACUUUAAGAAAUAAUUUAGUGUUUAAAUCACCUUUGGAGUCAUGCUGUCAAGGGUGGGGGGGCAGUUUAUGUCUGAAUAAAGACAUGACAACUUC
Branchiostoma floridae (Florida lancelet) is the source of this 2091-nucleotide messenger RNA. Its product is annotated as cofilin-like. The record is from RefSeq and is a predicted model, not a curated record. Lineage: Eukaryota; Metazoa; Chordata; Leptocardii; Amphioxiformes; Branchiostomatidae. The transcript is spliced from 4 exons. Bases 183 to 662 code for a protein of 159 amino acids. Gene Ontology annotation, biological process: actin filament depolymerization. Gene Ontology annotation, molecular function: actin filament binding. Gene Ontology annotation, cellular component: actin cytoskeleton; cytoplasm.